AUGCGAUUCUCACACGUACUCCUGGGAGCUGCAGCUGCAGCCGGCGUGCUCGCUAGUCCCACCCCGAACGACUAUGUCGUGCAUGAACGUCGUGCUGUCCUACCCCGCUCCUGGACGGAGGGGAAGAGACUGGACAAGGCCACUACGCUGCCUAUGAGGAUUGGUCUCACGCAGUCGAACCUAGACCGUGGCCAUGACUUGUUGAUGCAGGUAUCCGAUCCUCGCUCGUCUCGCUACGGACAGCAUUUCACCGUCGAAGAGGUUCACGAUCUCUUUGCUCCAAGCCAGGAAACCGUCGAUCAUGUUCGAACAUGGCUUGAGUCUGAGGGCAUAUCCGCCGACCGCAUCUCGCAGGCUGCCAAUAAACAGUGGCUUCAAUUUGACGCGAGCGUAGCAGAAGCCGAGCGGCUACUCAGCACUGAGUAUCGUAUGUAUGCACACGAGGGCUCAGGAAAGUCGCACAUUGCUUGCCGGGAGUACCAUGUCCCUCAGUCAGUGCAACGGCACAUCGACUACAUCACACCUGGCAUCAAGUUACUAGAGGUUGAAGGAGUCAAGAGAGCUCGGAGCACUGAAAAGCGUUCAUUGGGAAUCCCGCUGCCGCCGAUUCUUGAGCCGCUGACACUGCCGUUGUCUGAGUUGCUGGGUGAUAAUACAUUACUAUGUGAUUUGGCAGUCACACCCGCUUGUAUUUCAGUGAUGUAUAAUAUUACCAAAGGCACAAAGGCCACCAAGGGGAAUGAAUUGGGUAUUUUUGAGGAUCUAGGGGAUGUCUAUAGCCAAGAGGAUCUCGACCUGUUCUUUUCAACUUUUGCACAGCAAAUUCCCCAGGGCACUCACCCCAUCCUGAAGGCCGUCGACGGCGCUCAAGCCCCAGCCAGCGUGUCCAACGCAGGCCCGGAAUCCGACUUGGACUUUCAAAUUUCGUACCCGAUCAUCUGGCCGCAGAACUCCAUCCUCUUUCAGACUGAUGAUUCAAAUUACGAGGCCAAUUACACCUUCAGUGGCUUUCUCAACACUUUCCUCGACGCCAUUGACGGAUCCUACUGCAGCGAGAUCUCCCCUCUAGACCCAUCGUACCCGGAUCCCGCCAACGGCGGCUACAAAGGUCAACUCCAGUGCGGCGUCUACGAACCCCCCAAGGUCAUCUCCAUCUCGUACGGCGGCGCCGAGGCCGACCUCCCCAUCGCCUACCAGCGCCGCCAGUGCAACGAGUGGAUGAAACUCGGUCUGCAGGGCGUCUCCGUCGUCGUCGCAUCCGGCGACUCCGGCGUCGAAGGCCGGGGCGGCGACCCAACCCCAAGCAAUUGUUUAGGAAACGGUAAAGUCUUCGCUCCGGACUUCCCAGCCACCUGUCCGUACCUCACCGCCGUAGGCGGGACCUACCUCCCCCUCGGCGCCGACCCCCGCAAGGACGAGGAAGUCGCCGUGACCUCGUUCCCCUCCGGCGGCGGCUUCAGCAACAUCUACCAGCGCGCAGACUACCAGCAGCAGGCAGUCGACGACUACUUCUCCCGCGCGGAUCCCGGGUACCCGUACUACGAGAGCGUGGACAACAGUAGCUUCGCGGCGAACGGCGGCAUCUAUAACCGGAUUGGACGCGCGUACCCGGACGUCGCGGCCAUCGGGGACAACGUCGUCAUCUUCAACAAGGGCUUGCCUACGCGCAUUGGCGGCACCUCGGCCGCUGCGCCGGUGUUUGCGUCGAUCCUGACUAGGAUUAACGAGGAGCGGCUUGCGGUUGGCAAGUCGACGGUGGGGUUUGUGAACCCUGUGCUGUAUGCGCAUCCGGAGGUGUUCAAUGAUAUCACGCAGGGGAGUAACCCGGGCUGUGGCACGCAGGGGUUCUCUGCUGCGAAGGGAUGGGAUCCGGUGACUGGGUUGGGGACUCCGAAUUAUCCGGCGAUGUUGGAGUUGUUCAUGAGCCAGCCGUAG
Molecule: messenger RNA, 1935 nt
Organism: Aspergillus pseudoviridinutans
Lineage: Eukaryota; Fungi; Ascomycota; Eurotiomycetes; Eurotiales; Aspergillaceae
Product: S53 family peptidase
Exons: 5
Coding region: 1-1935 (644 amino acids)
Biological process (GO): proteolysis
Molecular function (GO): tripeptidyl-peptidase activity; serine-type endopeptidase activity
Source: RefSeq, a predicted model, not a curated record